AUGUCGAAAUUUGCACUCAGCUCAGAAUCAGGCCUUCAAAACCGUAUGUUCCAGGAGGGUGCGCAGCCGGACUUUUUGAGAAUACUCGCGGAUGGCCGGAUAUUGUUCGACUCUCAUCCAUACGAGCUUUUCGCAUUUCUUGACUCAAGUCCUCCUCAGAUCCUCGAAAAUACGACGACGUUGAUCUUAGGGGGAAGAUUACUUCUGGAGGAGUUUGCAAACAAAAAUUGGCAAAAUUAUUAUUUUACUAAUAUAACCUUCCCAGAAGUUCACCAUUGGGAGAGCGAAAGUGAACCCGCUGGAGAUAUUUAUCAACAAUAUAUGUCAGUUGGGCCGUUCCGGGACCGACACUACGACUAUUAUGAGUACAAAUUGCCUCCGAUUCCGCAAGACCUAGAUCGACUCUCGAGCCUGAAAACUGUUGUCUUGUAUGCUCCUAGACACGUGGAUGGACGCCCAUACCAGUUCUACUCAGUUGUCGUGAUGAACUUCUGUAGAAUGCUUGCGGCAGGCAAGAUUGAGAAGCUACAAAUUCUGGAAGAGUUGGAUGGCCCUCCAUUUUGUCGUCACAUGCGGAGAGGGUCUUUGGAAAUUCGACUACAGGAGCAUGAAACUCUUCGUCCAUUCUUCGUUGGUGGUGUGAAAACCAGCAAAAGUGCCACCUCAAGAGAAACCGAGACUAUUGUUCUCGAGGAAUCCCGUACACACGACACUACUGGAUAUACUAAGUAUACCACGGAUUGGGGGUUGCGAGCCGUAUUUGGCACUGUGAUCACUGUUCAACGAGCCGCAGGUGAUCAACUCACAAGCUCAGCGUCACGUUGGAGUCGUAUUGAAGAUACUAAACGAGAGGCACUGGGAAUGUCAGCGGCAGAGCGGAAAGAGCAAUAUAGAAUAUUGGAGGACAAGUUAUAUGCAUUCUCAAUGGUUAUAUCAGAUUGUGAUACUCUCUGA
Molecule: messenger RNA, 954 nt
Organism: Glarea lozoyensis ATCC 20868
Lineage: Eukaryota; Fungi; Ascomycota; Leotiomycetes; Helotiales; Helotiaceae
Exons: 1
Coding region: 1-954 (317 amino acids)
Source: RefSeq, a predicted model, not a curated record